Messenger RNA from Gilbertella persicaria, 306 nucleotides. RefSeq lists its product as uncharacterized. Gene Ontology annotation, molecular function: ubiquitin protein ligase activity. The record is from RefSeq and is a predicted model, not a curated record. Gene Ontology annotation, biological process: reciprocal meiotic recombination. The annotation marks the transcript as partial. The transcript has 3 exons. NCBI's taxonomy places the organism in Eukaryota, Fungi, Mucoromycota, Mucoromycetes, Mucorales, Choanephoraceae. Gene Ontology annotation, cellular component: synaptonemal complex.
AUAGACAUCUUUUGUGUUGACUGUUCAAACCAUGUCUUUUCAAAAGCACUUGUAUGCCCUGCUUGUAAUGCUAGUCUUGGUCAAAAUGACGACAUUAUUUUGACUGACAUGAAUCCUUCAGAAGAUUAUAAAUCGUCUGUAUUAGCAGGUCUUAAGCCUGAAGUUAUUUUGGAUAUCUGCUCAAGAGCUAUUGCAUUCUAUGAAUAUCAGACAUCGCAAGAGCUUCUUUACAAGUCUAUGAUGCAAAAGAAUGUUGAAGACAAGUAUCAUGCAUUAAAGGACAAGUUUCAGAUGAUUACAAGAGAC